CUCAUUCCUUAAACCUCAACAUCAGCCUACAAAAUUUCCUCUUACUAUUGUUCUGAAUUUCAGUUUCCUUUUUCUCUCUUUUUCUCAUCACUCAUCUUCUCUUCUCUAUAUUUAUAUAUAUCAAAGAAAUUGUUACUAUAAUUCAUGGCUUUGCAUAAACAUCUUCUAUUGAUUUUCUUAGCUUGUUUGAUUAGCUCUUCUUAUGCUUAUCAAUUCUACGUUGGUGGAAAAGAUGGUUGGGUUCCUAACCCUUCUGAAAAUUACAACAAUUGGGCUGAACGAAUGCGAUUCUCGGUCAAUGACAUUCUACUGUUCAAGUACAAGAAAGGAUCAAAUUCAGUAUUAGUGGUAAACAAGGAUGAUUAUGACAAGUGCAACACAAAUAAUCCGAUCAAGAAAAUGGAUGAUGGGAAUUCUAUAUUCAAAUUUGAUCGUUCUGGUCCUUUCUUUUUUAUUAGUGGAAAUAAAAAUGAUUGUGAAAAAGGAUCACAAAAAUUAAUUAUUGUUGUUUUAGCUAUUAGAACUCCUCCUUCUUCUCCUACACCACCUACCCCCUCAACUCCAGCUCAUGGUCCUGUAGCUUCUCCUCCGGCAACAUCUCCGGCGACACCUCCGGCAACAUCUCCAGUUCCUGCUCCUGUAAACCAAACACCUAGUUCAUCUCCAGGAAAUGCUCCAACUCCGGCAAUAUCUCCGGCGACACCUCCGGCGACAUCUCCAGUUCCUGCUCCUGUAAAUCAAACACCUACUUCAUCACCAGGAAAUGCUCCAACUCCAGCAUCUUCUCCAGCUAUAUCUCCGUCAACAUCUCAUGCGCCGUCAAUCAACAGUCCAUCAUCUUCGCCGUCGCCGGCUACAUCUCCGGCACCGGCGAGAAUUUCACCAUCCGGAGACAUAACAGCUCCAUCGCCUUCAUGGAGUGGCUCAUCAUCAUCUCCAACUUCAUCUCCUCCGGCAUCAAGCACGCCGGAAUCACCAGGGAAGUCACCGCCGGGAAGUAUUGCUCCGACAACUGGCGGCGGAAACUCUCCGCCGGCGGAUAUUCAGUCACCUACUGGUUCAUCAACCAAUAGCAAGAAUUCUGCAGUAAAAGCAUUUACUCCUUCAGCUGUAUUGAUGUCAAUUGUUUUGACUAUAGUUUUGGGAGGAUUCGUCGUUUCUCCUUAGUGGAAAAUAGUCCAAAAAAAAAAAAAAAAAAAGAGAGAGAGAGAGAAAAUACUAAAUUAUAGUUACUUAUAGUUUGGUUUUCUUUCUCUUUUUGUUUGUUUUUUUUUUUCCUUCUCAAUUGUGUUUUAUUUGAUUCUUGGUACAUUGAAUUAUUGUGAGGUUUGGAUAUAUACAAAGGCAGUAUUUAGUUAUUAUUUU
This is a messenger RNA of Nicotiana attenuata, 1365 nucleotides long. RefSeq names its product early nodulin-like protein 2. The transcript has 2 exons. Gene Ontology annotation, cellular component: plasma membrane. Bases 145 to 1167 code for a protein of 340 amino acids. Gene Ontology annotation, molecular function: electron transfer activity. The record is from RefSeq and is a predicted model, not a curated record. Lineage: Eukaryota; Viridiplantae; Streptophyta; Magnoliopsida; Solanales; Solanaceae.